This is a messenger RNA of Asparagus officinalis (garden asparagus), 1889 nucleotides long. RefSeq names its product primary amine oxidase-like. The transcript has 6 exons. Gene Ontology annotation, molecular function: primary methylamine oxidase activity; copper ion binding; quinone binding. The coding region runs from base 90 to 1754 and encodes 554 amino acids. The record is from RefSeq and is a predicted model, not a curated record. Lineage: Eukaryota; Viridiplantae; Streptophyta; Magnoliopsida; Asparagales; Asparagaceae. Gene Ontology annotation, biological process: amine metabolic process.
GUGGACCUGUCGACGGGGACACGUGAGAGCCUGCCGGUGCCGGAGUCGGGGUACCCGAUGAUGGCGAUAGAGGACAUGAUCGGGUCGACAUGGGCCGGCCGAUGGCGGACGCGAGGUUCAACCGGAGCAUCGGCCGGAGGGGGGUUAGGAUGUCGGACGUCGCUUGCCUCCCUAUUUCGUCCGGAUGGUACCGGCGUAAAGUCGAAGACACAAGGCGCCUAAUCAAAGUCCAAUGCUACUCCGCCGAAGGCACGGCCAACUUCUACAUGCGGCCCAUCGAGGGCCUCACCGUCCUCCUCGACAUCGACACGAAAGAGGUCGUUGAGUUUGUAGAUGAAGGCCGAGACAUCCCCAUCGCCAAACCGUCGAAUACAGACUACCGUUACGAAGUCACAAGCAAAAACAAGCAGCCCGCACGGGUCAGACCCUUGAACCCGAUCUCGAUCGAGCAACCCUUGGGCCCGAGUUUUGAAGUGGUCGACGGGCACCAGGUCAAAUGGGCCGGGUGGGAGUUUCAUCUCAAGCCUGACCCGAGAGCCGGGGUGAUCGUUUCGGAUGUGAGGGUAACGGACCCGGAUACGGGUGAGAGGAGAGAGGUUAUGUACAAAGGCUUUGCUUCGGAGCUGUUCGUACCGUACAUGGAUCCUACCGACGCUUGGUAUUUUAAGACGUACAUGGAUGCUGGCGAAUACGGGUUCGGGUUGCAAUCGAUGCCUUUGGUACCGUUAAACGACUGUCCGAGGAACGCAUAUUAUAUGGACGGGGUGUUUGUAGCGGGAAAUGGGAAACCGUACGUCAGGUCAAAUAUGGUGUGUAUUUUCGAGAGGUAUGCAGGAGACGUCGGAUGGAGGCACUCCGAGAGCCCAAUUACUGGAAUGGAGAUAAGAGAAGCGAGGCCAAAGGUGACGCUUGUGGCGAGGAUGGCAGCUUCGGUGGCGAACUAUGAUUAUAUCGUGGAUUGGGAAUUUCAAACUGAUGGAUUAAUUCGGGUCAAGGUCGCAUUAAGCGGGAUCCUGAUGGUAAAAGGAACGCCCUACACCCACACGAACCAAGCCAAACCCGACGAGGACCUCUACGGCACGAUCCUCUCCGAGAACCUCAUCGGCGUAAUCCACGACCAUUACGUCACGUUCUACCUCGACCUCGACGUCGACGGGUCCGCCAACUCCUUCGUCAAAGUCAACCUCACCCGCCAAUACACGAGCCCCGGGGAGUCCCCGAGGACUAGCUAUCUCAAGGCGAGUAAGCAGACGGUCAAGACGGAGAAGGACGCACAGAUCAGGCUCAAGCUGUAUGAGCCGAAAGAGUUCCACGUCGUGAAUCCGGGCAGAACGACCCGGGUCGGGAACCCGGUCGGGUAUAAGGUCGUUCCUGCGGGCACAGCCGCCAGCCUGCUCGACCCGGAUGAUCCGCCUCAGCUUAGAGGCGCGUUCACAAACAAUCAGAUAUGGGUCACGCCCUAUAACAAGAGCGAGGAAUGGGCGGGAGGACUGUUCGUCUAUCAAAACAAAGGCGAAGACAAUCUAGCGGUCUGGUCGAACAGGGACCGAUCGAUAGAGAACAAGGACAUCGUGUUAUGGUACACUCUAGGAUUUCACCAUGUCCCUUGCCAAGAGGAUUUUCCUAUAAUGCCGACGGUUUCCUCUAGUUUUGAUCUCAAGCCUGUCAACUUCUUUGAGAGCAAUCCAAUUCUUGCGGCGCCUCCGAACCUAGAGAAGGACUUGCCUGUAUGCAGGGCUGCAGCCUCCGCUUAAAGAGAGGGGCCAGGGUUGAUUUUGAGCCGCACGUGACUUUGAUGUCAAGCACAAAUUUGAAUUGGCAUACAUUGGAUGUAAAUAAGCCAUGUAUGAAGAUUUGAGGUACUUAGGUAGACUAGAAUGCUCUCUCUC